This is a messenger RNA of Quercus robur (English oak), 888 nucleotides long. RefSeq names its product peroxygenase-like. The transcript is spliced from 6 exons. The record is from RefSeq and is a predicted model, not a curated record. The coding region runs from base 12 to 740 and encodes 242 amino acids. Lineage: Eukaryota; Viridiplantae; Streptophyta; Magnoliopsida; Fagales; Fagaceae. Gene Ontology annotation, molecular function: monooxygenase activity; calcium ion binding.
GAGAGAGAGAGAUGGCAGCAGAGGAUUCAAAAGAAGCCAUAAAAACGGUGGCUGAUAUGGCUCCUAUUACCGCAGAAAGGAAGGUCCGAGAUGAUCUGGAGUCUAAGCUCCCCAAGCCCUACUUGCCUAGAGCUGUGGUUGCACCUGAUACAGAAAAUAUAAAUGGUACGUGGGGCCAUAAACAUCAAAACAUGUCCGUGCUUCAACAGCAUGUAGCUUUCUUUGACCAAGACAAUGAUGGCAUCAUCUACCCAUCAGAAACAUAUAAAGGAUGUCGCGCACUCGGUUUCAAUGCAGUUGCUUCCUUCUUUUUUAUGAUUUUGAUCCAUGGAUCUAUGAGCUAUGCUACCUUGCCUACAUGGAUACCAUCAUCACCUUACUUCCCAAUAUACAUACAGAACAUACAUAAAGGAAAGCAUGGAAGUGAUUCAGGGACUUAUGACACAGAGGGAAGAUUUAUCCCUGCAAAUCUUGAGAACAUGUUCAGCAAAUACGCUCGUACAGUGCCUGACAAACUUACCCUACGGGAGCUCUGGCACAUGACCGAGGCAAAUCGCAAUGCACAUGACUUCUUUGGCUGGCUUGCAAGUAAACUAGAGUGGGGAGUUCUUUAUGUUCUUGCAAAGGAUGGGGAAGGUUUCUUAGCAAGAGAAGCUGUGAGGCGUUGCUUUGAUGGAAGCUUAUUUGAAUAUUGUGCUAAGGUGCAAAAGAAUGCUGCUGUCGGUAACAAGGUUGACUAAUAUGCAUCUAUUAUCAAGAAGAUUAGGAUCAUUGUGUACGUUAUUGGAACAGUGAAAAUUUAAUUUGACUUGGCAUUAUAUAAAUGUUUGUAGCCUUUUCUUUUGUAAGGUCAAACAAAUAACCUUGCCUUAAAGGGUUAGUUUGUGU